AUGCCUCCUCUACGUAAAGCGGAUCGAAGGAGAUUCGAACAACCACCCAUGACCGAGAUGUCGACCGUGUCGAUGCAGUCCACGCUCCGACAAAGUCAAGAGUCAUUCAUUGAGAAGCCCACAACAGUUCAUCCGGUAUAUGGGAGCUACAGAGAAAGCGUGUCCCUUGAUGAACAGCCCAGGCUGGCGCGGAGACCGGGUCUAUCAGACCUCCACAACAGAACCCUCUCGGACCUCAUGACUGAGAGCAUCGCGGACAGUUCUUUGGAACCCCCCAAUGGAGGAUUUCCGCCGUUUGCGCCUGGUGCAGGCUCUGGCGCAGUCUCGACCUAUUCCGAGUCGCAGACGCGAAGCUCUUCUCCUUAUCCGGUACCGUCUCCUUUCCGAAGUCAAGAAACAUUAAAACCCCUUGUCCCCGACGCCCCCUCAACAUUCUUCAAGAGAGAUUGGAUUAGAGAAGGGUCAAUCGCCCAGCUACAUUCGAGAGACGACAAAGAGUUCCUCUCGGGCAAAAAGAGAUUGCUUUUCCGCUGGGUAGCGCCGCUCCUCUGUUUGAUUUCCCUGUCGUUGUAUUGGUUCUACUUUGGCCUGCGAAUUGCCUUCAUCAUCGAUGCCCAACAUCACUACAAGGCGCCUUUCCCUUUAGCUUGGGUCUUCGUGGCUAUCGAAAUCUCCAUUGCAGUGCCGAUUUUUAUGCAGACCUUGUGGUCCCUGUUUAUCCUCAAGAAACGACACAGACCAAAGUUGAGGCUCGUUGGGAAUGAGGUGCCUACCGUCGACGUCUUUAUCACAUGCUGUGGCGAGGAUGACGAUCUGAUUCUCGAUACGGUUCGCGCAGCUUGUGACUUGGAUUACCCUCAAGACCGAUACCGUGUCAUUCUGCUCGACGAUGGCAAGUCAGACCCGCUCAAGAACGUGCUGGAAGAGAUGCGGGAGACGUUUCCGAACGUCUUCUACAUGCGUCGCCCGAAGUUCCCUGGUGUUCCUCACCAUUUCAAGGCUGGCAAUCUGAAUUACGGACUGGACGCGGUUCAAAGCCUGCCAGGCGGAUCAUCGGAAUUCAUGGCCGCCUUGGAUGCUGACAUGAUACCUGAACAACAAUGGCUGAGAGCCGUACUUCCCCAUCUGUUGAUCGAUGAAAAGAUGGGUCUUGCUUGUCCACCGCAACUGUUUUACAAUGUCCCCAGAGACGACCCUCUCUGCCAAAGUCUUGAUUUCUUCGUUCACGUCUCAGAACCGGUCAAAGAUGCUUUGGGAGUGGCAUGGUGCACAGGGUCUGGAUAUGUUGCUCGAACUGUUGCCCUAGCCCAGAUUGGCAAUUUCCCCUGCGGAUCGCUGGCCGAAGAUGUUGCAACAAGUACGCUACUACUUGGCUCAGGCUGGAAGACAGCCUUUGUUCACGAGGCGCUACAGUUUGGCACCGUGCCAGAAGACUAUGGCGGCCAUCUCAAGCAACGUACGCGGUGGGCCAUUGGUACCGUCGAUACUGCCUUCAAGCUUAAAUUCUGCCUCUGGGGUGACAAGGUCAGGCAAAUGACGUUUGCCCAGCGAUCGUCCAGCUUCAUCUAUGCCUUCCUCAGCUUGUUCAACAUCUUCCUCACACUCUCCAUCUUUGCCAUGCCGAUUGUCCUGAUCGCCAACAAGCCGCUCGUUGCAUACGCAAACGAUACGCAACUACGGUGGCUGAUCCGUGCUUGUUUUGCCAACAUGGUGUUCAAUCGGCUGUGCGAGUUUGUCCUCUUCAUCCCCGCGGGAUAUGCCACUGGACAAAGAGGUAGCCGGUAUCAGCUGUGGAUGGCCCCGUACAUCUCCCUCACCAUCAUCCGAUCAUUCAUUCUUCCGACUUGGUUGGGCGGGCAAAGACAAGCCUUCAAAGCGACGGGUUCGAUCAAGUCCGCGCUGAAUGAGCGAGAUCCGAAACUGCGAGCACCCAUGUGGCGACGUAUCUGGACAAUCUGUGUCAAUUAUCUCGCGGGCUUCCAUGUGGCAUACGUUUAUUUUGUCCUCGUUGCCGUCACCCUGUCAUCCUAUCGGACGUUCUUGACCCAACAUACUCUGAGGGGCAAGCUCAUCGGGCUCCUGACACACGCAUUCUGGCCCCCACUAGCUUGGUUGAUCGUAUGCUCAUCCUUUUGGAUUCCCUUCACCUAUGCUUGCGACCCUCCCAAUUGCCCGGAUCGAGAAGAACUCUUGGUGCGGGAUCCCAAAACCAAUGUUGCACACCCAACAGCGGAGGCGAAGAAGGUCGCGUUUGCUCCGCAAACAGUCCUCUUUGAACUGGAAUAUACCUUCACCACCGCUUUCACUGCGCUAGUGUUUGUGGCGGCAUUCUUUUACUGA
This is a messenger RNA of Fonsecaea multimorphosa CBS 102226, 2340 nucleotides long. RefSeq lists its product as uncharacterized. The record is from RefSeq and is a predicted model, not a curated record. The transcript is spliced from 3 exons. Bases 1 to 2340 code for a protein of 779 amino acids. NCBI's taxonomy places the organism in Eukaryota, Fungi, Ascomycota, Eurotiomycetes, Chaetothyriales, Herpotrichiellaceae.